Messenger RNA from Spinacia oleracea (spinach), 2413 nucleotides. RefSeq lists its product as uncharacterized. Bases 62 to 802 code for a protein of 246 amino acids. The transcript is spliced from 3 exons. Gene Ontology annotation, molecular function: protein binding. Lineage: Eukaryota; Viridiplantae; Streptophyta; Magnoliopsida; Caryophyllales; Amaranthaceae. The record is from RefSeq and is a predicted model, not a curated record.
UCUAAAUCCAGGAUUCCGAGUUUGAUUAGAAUUGGGUUUUUUCCCCUAUAACUUGCAAAUUAUGCUACUGGUUUUACAAAUAUACGCAACACAAUCCAUUGCUCUCAACUGCUGGAGUUGUCCGGCGAGUUGUCAAAUACAAGCGUUCCCAGUCAUGAAGAGAAUGUCUUCAAGAUCAGAGAAGAUUGGGAAACCGAUGGUGAUAAGAAGAGGUAAGAAGAAGAAGAAGAAGAAGACAGUAGUUGGGAGAAAUUCUGAGGAUAUUCCUUGUAUUCCAGAAGAUAUAGUAGUCUAUGAAAUUCUGAGUAGAUUACCAACAAAAUCCUUGGUCAGGUUCCGGAGCGUUUGUAAACUGUGGAACUCCGUUAUCACCCAUGACACAGACUUUAAGUCCCGUCAUGUUGAGGCAGAGGCUGUCGUUGGGUUUCCCUUGAAUCACCUUUUCCUCGUCCACAUACAGGAGUCUUGCAAGUCAGUUUCUUGGACCUCUUUGCUUCAUGUGUGUAUAAGGGAUGAUGGCCCAAAGAAGUGGCUAAGAUUCCACCCUACACUUUUCGGAAUUGAUGUCCGCGGCAGGUUGUUGUUUCCUGUACAUUUACGUAGGGAUUUGGCUGUUUAUGAUCCUCAGUCUGAGCAAUGGGAAAUGGUUCACUCAGAUAUUCAGAACUUAAUCCCCUAUAAGGAAAGCCUAUUUCUAAUUGAUCUCAAUCACCAGACCCGUGUUCAAUCAAAAAUAAAAAGUCACCAGACCCAUGGGGAUGAUAAUUUGAAUAAACCAAGUCAAACCACAAGGGAUGCUUGAAUGCUUCAUCUACCAAACUAGUUUCAAGGAUUGACUUUGCUUUUUUACUCUUUUGUUUGUUUAUUUUGGCUGGGUCUAUUAUUUUUUUCACUUUUUAAAUCGUCUGUGUGCAAAUUACAAUGUACAAACAUAUAUACACAGGCUUGUAGGUUCUUCAUAGCAAUUUAAAUUUAUUCAAACUUCAAAUAUGCUUGGAUGUGUUUUAGUCAGAAUGUGGGUUUAGUACAGAAGGCAUUGUCGAGGAAUGUGCAGCUAGUGGUGAGAACUGAGAAGUCGAGCAUGUGGAUGAUGAAUUUCCAGCCAUGAAACUGACUGAAUUGCAGCUCAUGAUUGAUCAUAUAUAGUACUAGCAUUGAAGAAGUAAGAUGCUAAAAUUGUUGCUGAGCUGCAUUUUUUGUGUCCUGAGAUGAUUGAGUGAAAAUGUGUUAUCUCAUUGAAAUGCCUGCUUGAUAUGCUAGUUACUGUGUUCUUUCAUGAGAGUUGCUUAUUAAUAUAUUCAGCAUUAGUAACCGCAAUAAUAUGCAUACCAUAACCUCACUUGAUUCCUUGACAUAUAUAGUAUUAUAGCUUCACUGUCAUGUAUUUUGGAAUUAAAACUUAAAAGUUCCAAAAUUUACUAAAUCAAGAAAGCUAGGUGCCUCAAAACAGUUUGAUAUCUCUCUUAGAUUUUAUAAAAAGGUCGCAUUUAUAUUCAUUUAUGAUUUACAACCAAAUAAUAUUUCCAGAACAUGCGACUACAUAAUACACAUGGAUUAGGGUAAAAAAGUGCAGAGCAGCCGAGCAGGGGUUACAUGAGCUUAGUUCCAGUAGCAGCAUGAAGUUUCUGAAGUGGUUGUCGUAAAAAGUUGAGGAUUAGAAACAACAUCCUCAUACUUGGAGAGAGGGGUUGGAUAAUGGUUAUAACCCCUAUUUAACUUUUUUUAAAUUCAAUUUAAUUGACAUUUUAUCCCAAGGCGUAGAAAUUGAAAUCACCUACGUAACAACACAUAGAAAUCAGUUCUGUUGUGCAGUGGAGACAGUCUUGGUUGAGCUUGUUUGCAGGUCUGAAGCAGGUGCCGCUUGCUGUUCUGUAAAUGUUCAGUUUACUUGGUGUGUCUGCAGGGCUGUGAGUCUUGGUGGUGCCCGGAAGUGAACUUGGUAGUGCCCGGAAGUCAACUUGGUAGCGGGAGCAAAUUUGAAUUGCUGGUUCUGGUCCUUAUUAUUCAACAAAUUAAAAUUUGAUUUUCUGAAAUUUAAGUUAUUCUUUUGAAUUAUCUUGUUAUUAUGUCAAUAUAUGGUUGCACCUGUGCUACCUAGAAUCGGUUAAGAAAAGAUGGGUUAAUGUUAAUGAUCUAGGUGUUUAAUUUUGAAUGGUUUUGGAUAUAGUUGAAAGUUAGAUCUUCGAAAUGGGAAAACAAUGAAUUCUUGCUUGUGAAGAAAUAUAAAAUUUAACUAGGGUGUCAUACAUGUUAACUUGAUAAGAUGAUAUGAGCUUAUUGUGUUUCUAAAAUUUAUUCUGUCAUCUCAGAUUAUACUAUCUGCAUAUGCAUACAUCGAGUUUACAAAAUAACACAUCCGUGUCCUGUUAUUUUUGUUGAAAAGUGCCACCUGGUUGGAUAUUUCCGUGUUCCU